Pseudopipra pipra is the source of this 20411-nucleotide messenger RNA. RefSeq lists its product as uncharacterized. The coding region runs from base 1 to 885 and encodes 294 amino acids. The transcript has 2 exons. NCBI's taxonomy places the organism in Eukaryota, Metazoa, Chordata, Aves, Passeriformes, Pipridae. The record is from RefSeq and is a predicted model, not a curated record.
AUGGAGGGAAUAGGGCCUUGGUGGCUUGUGCCUUCCUCCCCCAAACAUCACCAAAUGCUCCCGGCGCUUACUUCCAACACAUCCAUGGAGUUCUGCAACAACAGAAGGGAAAACAAGGCUUCACAGUCCUCAUCCUUCACUGAGAGGAAUAACAGCACAUCUACACAGUGGCGUUUACCUAUUCGCUCGCGCCGCGGCUGCCAUGCAACCUAUGUGGGCGCCCGGUUGGCACAGCCCACGUUCACCGGAGCGAUGCCGAAGAGGAAACCCCCGGUCCCUCUCCGGGCGAUAGAGGCGCGCUCCGGCCGGCUCCGGGCGGGCAGCUCUCCCUCCUCAGCGGCGGCGGCGGCGGGAAUGCUCCGCUCUGCGGCCAGCGGCGGGCAGCGUCCAUUGCAGCUCGGCGGGUCCGAGUCCGGAGUCCGAGGGCUCCGGCAGCCAGCGGGGGCACCCGGCCCCCACUCCCCUAAACACCGCUGGCCAGGUGCGUUUAUUUCUCAUCCCGUCCGCUUCCCACAAAUCCACCGUCUGCGGCCGCCGAGCCCCGGCAGCGGCCCGGCCAGCCCACGAGGCACCACCGAUCGCGCUCCCCUCUCUCUCUCUCUCUCUCUCUUUUCCAGCUCUUCCCGAGGAGGAAGGAGCACGGCGGGGCCGCUCGUCCCGUAUUUCACCGCCCCGGAGACGCCGCCACCGGAGCGAUUAAAACAAAGCGGAGAACCGCCACUUUCCACACUCUUCGCGCACCGAGUAACGCGGCUGGCUACGGGAGCUCGCCUAGCAGGGACGAAAAACAAGGGGGGGGUAAAGGAGGAGAGCCCACCCUCCACCCCAGCAGCCCCCCGGCUGAUGCCCGCGCCCGGCGCACCCAGCGCUGCCCGGCGCACCUGACAGCCCGCCGCGCCGCGCUGUAUUUCCCUCCCUUAGCGACAGGGGAGGGGCGCGCCGGCCGCGGCGCCGCCAUUGGCGGAGGGGAGCGGCGCGGCGCCGCCAUUGGCUGCGGCGGCGGCCAAUGGUGCGCGCUGUAUCCGGGAAGCAGGAGGCUGCGGAGCUAUUUAAAUCCUGCCCGGUGAUGUCAGCGCGGGCUCGCGGGGGGGUUCGGGCGGCGGGGCGGGCGCGCCUGUCAGCCCGCGUUAGGCACAGCGCAGGGCCGGGAGCGGGAGUGGCCCGGCACCUGCCGAGCCGUCCCUGCCUUAUGGGACCCCGCAGCGCCCUCCUCCCCUUCCCCGCGAACUUGUCCCGGUGGCGGUCCUGGAAGAUGCGGGUUAAUUUCGGGGUGUUGGCGAGGGGCGCGCUGGGAGCGCCUGCCAGUUGUGCGAGCGGAGCGCUGAGCCUGCUCUCGCAGAGAAGGCGAAAGGGCAGCUCUCUGCGUUAAAAACACUUCUGCGGCUGUCCAGGGGGAGAGAUACCUUCACUGUUCUUUAUUUGCACUCAGUGCCUUCCCAUAGGCUCGGUGACGUUGCCCCUCAAUUCAGGGAGGGCACUGAGUUGCUGGAACGAGUCCAGAGAAGGGCAAUGGAGCUGGUGAAGAGUCUGGAACGCCGGUCUUAUGAGGAGCAGCUAAGGGAGCUGGGGAUGUUCAGCCUGGAGAAGAGAAGGCUCAGGGGUGACCUUAUCAGUCUCUACAACACCCUGAAAGGAGGUUGUAGCCAGGCGGGGGUCGGUCUCUUCUCCCGGGCAACUAGUGACAGGACAAGAGUACAGUCUUAAGCUGCAGCAGGGGAGGUUCAGGUUGGACAACAGGAGGAACUUCUUCACAUAAAGGGUGAUUAGACAUUGGAAUGGACUACCCAGGGAGGUGGUGAAGUCACCGUCCCUGGUGGAAAGGCUGAACGUGGCACUUAGUGCCACGGUCUAGUUGCCAGGGUGGUGAUAGGUCAUAAGUUGGACUCAAGGACCUCAGAGGUCUUUUCCAACCUAAUUGCUUCUGUGAAUUUCAUACUUUGAAGGCACACGACUUGCCUCUUGGUGUCCCAGGGUUGCCUGAGGUUGCCUCAGGGUUUGAUCCUGAAGGACUGCCACAGGUGGGAAUUCCCAAAGUGGUUUAAAGGUGCAUGUUUGGGCCAUGAAGCAGACCAACAGUAGCUAUAGCCACCUGGCUGAUUUUCCUCUUCCAUUUCUGAUUCUGGUCAUGGCAGGUCCUGUUCUGUGGGUCUCAGGGAAGGCUUUUAGAUACUAAAACCUGAUAGAUGCUACUCAUCACAAAUGUUCUGUUUUCUAUUGUCUUCCCAGCACAGCAAUCACAGAUGGAGCUGAAAUGGUGCUAGGUUACAACAGAAGAAGAAGCAGCCAAGAUCAAAAUGCUCUGGUUUGUCUUGGCAGAAAACGUAAAUUGUGCUGCACUUCAAUAUGCUGUAGACCUGUCUGGAGCUCAUCUGGUAGCCUGAUAACGGCUGAAAAGUGGGAUUAAACUUGAGUUGUUUGACCUGAGGCACGAAAUCAUCCUGCCUGCAGUCUAACACCCAGUACCCUGAUGGUUGCACAGUUCUUUCCCUAUCAUGUGACCCAAACUGAUCCAUCACGUGACCAAAAUGCAGGCAUCUUCCUUUACACAAAGGUAUGUCACUCCUGAUGGGAAGACCCAUAAACAUCAGGUAAGAGACUGCAAGAUUUUCUCAGUUCUCUGCAGAUGGAUGUGUGCCGUGACGAUAGAUUUUUUUUUUUUUUUGCCUAUAUAACUACAUGCAUUUUGGUUGUCUUAAGAUGUGUGUUCAGCUCUGUGGCUGCAGAAGGGCAUAUGGUGUGGUGACAUGUGGAAGUGAUUCCCUAAAAGCAAUUCUGUGAUGUGGUAAGCUGAAUACACAGGAGGUCACUGAGCGGAACAUUGUUGGUGCCAGAGAAGAUUUAUGAUGAGGAAAUUGGGACAGGAAGCCAGGAGCAAAAAGGCUUCUGACAUCUAGAGGACUGAAGAUCUCAACAGCUUCCCAAACAGGAAAGUGGGAGCACACAGCCUAUGUUGUUUCAUGAUGAAGCUUCAUAAAUUCAGAGUCCUGGUUGGUAUGAGAAGCCAGGUUUGACCCAGGACUUGACAAUUAAAGCUGGAGGAGGGAGGGAGGUGGUAUCCCCAAAGAAGGAUGAAAAGCCCUUACUGUUAAAUGUGAAGAAGCUGUCAUUGAAACCAUGUUUCUUUGCUGUGGCAGGAUAUGGCAACAGAGGUAGGGGAAAGCAGGGGAAGGCUCAUCAAGUAGGUGGCUCCUGUGAGGGUAAGGGAUGGCAUGUUAUAACUUGGGGUCCUCAAGAUGAAUCUGAUUUUCUUUUAAGGAUGUUCUUCCACUGAGAGUCAGAUGGAAGAAUGCGAGAACCCCUCUCAGGAACUGACUUUAUGUGCCUUUUCAGUCCCCUUUGCAUUUCCUUGUUUUCCCUGUUUGGGAAGCUGCUUGGAAUAAAGAUUAACUCACUACACUCAGUGUGUUGUUUAUGUAUUGUAUUUGUCUGUCAGUGCCAUAAUCCAGAUUUUCUGUGAGUUACCAGCAAGGCUCAGGAAUAAUAUUUUUUGUUGUUUUAAUUGAACUUUUUCCCCAUGGUCCCUGGCUCCGUUACUUCCAGGGUGUGAUGCUGUAAAACGUUGAUGCUAAAAAAAUAACUCAGAAGCAGUUAAUUGAGGGAGAUAAGGAAAGGGUUUAAUUGUGCCAAGGCAAUAGAUGUUACAAGGCACGCGCAGGCUGUGCCUGAGAUGUUACAUUUUAUAAUACUAUCUGUCCAAUUCCAAGUGUGUCCACCUCGUAGCCUUUGCUCUGGUCCACCUCGGGUCCACCCCCUGAGAAUUGGGUCUGGGGGCCUUUGGGACCACCUACUUCAUCAUUCUUAUCAUCCUCAGAGCACAAAGGGUACAUAGUCACCUAGUCCUUGACUCUGUUCUGUUGUUCAGGCCUAGAUAUGAGUGUUCUCUAAACAGUAUAGGCCUUGCCUUGACAAGAGACUAAACAUUUCUACUGGAUUCGGGGGUAGGAUUGGUAUAGGGUGCAUGGAAUGGGGUAAGAGGGUUAAGGAAUGUGCAAACUACUUGUACUACAGGGUAAAGGAAUGAGGGCUGCUGCUUUUAAAAUCUACUUCCACUACUUAGAAAACUUAUAAAGCUUACAAAAUUUAGAAAAAUAAAAAACUAAUAGGGGUUUAAGGCAUCAGUGACUUGGGGAAGUUUUGCCUUCUCUAAAAUAUCAGAUCAGCAUUAGUGAGAGAUGAAAAGUUGGGCAGAGGUGUUCAUGGUGGUCCUGCUCCUGACUCAUGUAUCUUGCUCAAAUGUUUGGAACUAAUGAUUGUAUUUGACUUCAGAAGAAUUUUUUCCCUAAUGUGGGCUGUUGCAUUUGGAGGGAAAAAAGGGAAGGGGGAGUCAUUCACCCCACUUGACAAGAUGGAACAUGGUUCACUUUGUAAAAUGAAUUUGAGUGUUUGGGAGGCAGGAACUGCUGGGCUAGAUGAAGCCCUUGCCUUGGAGCAGUAUAAACUUUGUUUGUUGGAAGGGGAGGGGGUGUUCAUAUAUGUAAGUGGAAGAUGAAUGGAUCUUUUUGGACUUCACAGUUAUGGCAUAAACUCACUGGAACAGAAAGGAGUGUGAAGAGUUCAUAUGGUCCAUCCCACAAUUUCAUUACCAUAAAGCAGGAUCCAAUCUCCCCAUCUCUUUCCUGGUAAAUAUCCAAAUUAUACGAAUAAGGGAUGAAAUUUUAUAACCUCCCCAGGCAUCCCUUUGAGUGCUCUGCUUUCCUUAGGUUAGGACAGUCUUCUACUGCCUCCAAUUAGAAACUCCUUAUGUGCAGUUUAACUCCAUUACUUCUUGCCCUACCCAUUUAGAGAACAGGUUGUUCCCUUCCUUUUCACCACAGAAUUUAUGCUUUUGAAGACUAUCGACAUGUGUACCUCCAGUCUUCUUUUUUUUAUUUUUAUUUUUUAUUUAAGGUUAACCAAACUUGUGAUCUGUUCAAUUUUUGAUCAUCAGUAGUUUUUUCUAAUUCUCUUCAUAUGACCCUGGGAGACAGCAGUUCCUGACCCCUCCUCACUUUGUCCUACACAUCUGUUUAAGAAAGGUCUGGAGAAAGGCUAGUAGUUAUGCCAACAUUUCCUCAAAGUCUUAUUUUUUUUUCUUGUAAACAACUGUGCUGAAAGAACAAAAUUAAUGGCAGGUGAAAUUUGCAGCCCUGGGAAAUGAGCAUACACUGCAGAGGAAGAUGGAUGGAUGGUGCUGAAGUGGUGACGUCAGCUCUAAAGAGAAAGAUAGGGUCAGCUGGGUGCAGCUCCAUUGAAUCAGAAAAAAAAGAACAAACCCCAAAUAUUAGGAUGUUUAAGGAAAGAGGAUGUUGGAUGAUGAGCAAUAAAAUAUUACUGUAAAUGAUACUCACUGGAAAUCAUGGUGUGUUGCAGCAGCUCAGCUUCAUAGUUUUACAGGGUCUACAAAGAUUGCAGUUAAAGCUGGAUAAACUGAGGUGCAGAAAAACUAGGAGGCAUGUGAAUAACUGAAGCUCAGACAAGGCAGAACUCUUCUGGAAAUCUCCUCCUAGUCUCAACUCUGCUUCAUUCUGGCCAAUCUUUAAAAAUCGUUCCUGCUUCAUACUAGUGAUAUGUAAUACUGUCAUUUUGCAGAAGGGUCUAUAACACUGUCGAAUUCAGCUGAAUUCAGGCUACAAGAGGGGGUUACUGUAGUCCUCUGAUUUAAAAUAUCACUGAUAAAAAUAUUCUUUUAAAUGUUCUGGUCAGGACUAGUGAAGCUUUUCAAUUUUUAAAUGUGUUUUAUGUGGAAAAUCCCUCUGUUAAAUAAUUAGCAAACGCUUUGAGCAUUACUGCAUAUUUUAUAUUUCAUCUUCCUGGAAGAAAUGGACGGUUCUGUUGCUAUAGAUUAACUGCAAUUUAUUUUGUAAUACUCUGACUGCUGGAAGAGAGAGACUUAUUAGUUUACUUCUUUUACUUCUGAUUAUUCAAGGAAUGGGGUUGGACAGAAGGGUUUAACCAUAACUUUUCUUCUAUUCCCAGUCCCAGCAGACAUUUGAGUUCACAAAGAAAGAAAUCUGUACAAGCUGAAAAUGUGAAAACCAGAGACUGAGGGGUUCAACAGUAUGAAGGAUUGCAGGGCUGGAUCUUAUUUUCUUGGCAGGCACUGGCUACUAUGGUUUAUUUUACCUUUGACAUAGCCUUAUUCCACAUUUCAGUGUAUUUUUUUCUUAGGCAGAAAAAAAAUAAAUCAUUUUUGCAGCUGCUGUUGUGUGAAUUAGUCUUAGAUACCAAUGGACACUAAUUGUGUUUAAAUUAAGAAUUUGUCACAAGAAGCUGUUCAGAUUUAACCUUUUCUUCGCUGAAAUGGAGUUACAAAUUAUUUUUUUCAUGGAAUGAAGGAUAAGAUCACCUUUUAAUUUGUUUUGAUGAUCAGAUCUUUGUUUUUUAUGCUCUUUGAACAGUAGGUUGUGUCUGAAGUGUGGCCUUGGGUCUACUGUGAGUAUUUUUGUACAUCUCAGGGUUUUUAGGCUAUACCAGUAGGCCUCAGAAAGCAACGCAGCAUGGUAGCUGUCACAUCUCUUUUCCUAGAAAGUUGUUUUGUCCUGUUUUCAAGACAAACUUUGAAUUCUGAGAUGGUUUUGUAUCCUUAGCACUUCAAUUGGCAGCACAAUUUGUGAAGGAAAAAAAUGCUUCAGUAUUCAUGUGUUGGACCUAAUAGCCCUCCUGGCAGUCAGUGGGAGGCUUUAGUAUGCUAAAAGAUGCAGUCUUAGGCUGCAGCAGUCUUUCAGCCUGAAGAAAUUUCCCUACAUUACAGAAUACAGGCAAAUGUUGAUUCACCAAAUGUGCCUACAACACAUAAAAGUUCUCAAAGAGCACAAGCUAACUUCUGAGUUUUCUCCUCUGGUGUAGCACCAGUAGUUCAGAUGUCUAAGCAGUCACCUUAAUUUCGCAGCCCUGCUUAGGUGGCCAACCCAGUUUGUUUUCUAAGCUAUUUUAUACAGAAAGCCAUUACCUGCACAUACUGUCUCUGAAUGCACUGGGGCUCAGGUGUAUAUUUUGCCCACAUCAGUUCCUUCCACAGUGUUGCCUGGUUAGCACUUGCAACAAGCAUCCUGUGCAGCCUUUAGAAAAGUCUCUUCCAGCUUGCUGGAGACAAACAUGGAGGAUGCUGAUGACAUCAGGGAGUAUAAAGAGGAUGGUUGCAGUGGUACUUGGUGGUCUGUUAAGGGUCAGAUCCCUAGUCAGGCCAACAAGGAUUGCAGGGAAAAAAUGAAAGGCUUGAGUAAAACUACUCCAUUCUGGCAAUCCAACAGGGGAAAUACGUGUUUCCUUGCAGCCCUGCUGUGGCUUGCAAAAACUCUUCCAUCUCCAAAACAGUGCUGAGACUGAUGCCAAUGAAAAUAACACGCAGAAACAUUUUUUAACAUUUGUGCCACUCAUUUGCAAUUCAAAUAUGGGGAACUCGUGUGUGCUGAAAUGAAGGGUGCAGAAUAGAACAGACCAAUCUGUUUAUGAAGACUGGAGGGUUUAUUUACCAUCACUGAGAUUUAGAGGUUUUUUUUUUUAUGUUAUUUAUUGGUAUUUCUAAAAUGCUGUUGAACUGUAGCUUUCCUGUUGUGAUGAAGCUGAAUGACUAGCAUCUUGAUACUUUUGUUAGUAGCUUGGGAGCACAUACCAAAAAGCAGAGGACACCAAAGAAGGCUGUAAGAAUGUGUUCAAAAUAGCAUAAGGAGGAAUUUUAUGCAGUAUUUCCUAUGUACAAUGUUCCUAAGGCAGUGUGAAAUUUUACUUUAUUCUUUCAUGAAACAUCUUUACAUAUAAGACAAAGUCUAUUUUUUAAAUAUUGGCUUGUUUGGGCAACUACUCUUAGGUUUGGGAUGAAGUAUAGUGUGAUGUGAUAUCAUGUAACUAUGUAAUAUUAAUCUCUGCGUAAUUGUCCAUAAAGGACAGGGAACUUAAGAGGAAUGUCCUUUUACAAAAAUCCUCGAUAAUGGAGGGGGAAGCUUGUCCACUGAAUUGCCCAGUUUGUGGAUUAUUUUUGUUUUUAAAAGUUAUCUGUCACUUUUCAGUGUUGCCUUUUUCUCCUCACAAUCCAGAAAAAAAGACUAUUCAAUAGCUAGCAUAAAAUUUAAGUCCAGAGGUGACUCUUACAGUAAAUACCAGCAUGACAUUUGAUAUAAAUUCUUGCCUAAAAUACCUGUGAUAAAGCUUAGAUCCUAUAAGUAUGUAUAUGUAUGUAUUGUCCUAGAGAACGAUCUAGGUGGGGGUUAAGCACCGUGCUCCAAAAAAGCAAAUCCACGUAAACCACUCUUCAUCAUCUGAGCAUAUGCAGACACCUACCAUUUUUGUGACACUGUUUUAAUCCUAUGUGGAGUGGCUUCAUGAGGACAGCUGCAUCUUUAGCAUACAUGAAAGCUUACUGAGCUCAGUACAGGGCUAUUUCCAGCUAAGAAUGCCAAACAGCAGAGACCGUUGUUGUCCACCUCUUUCCUAAUGGCCGGCUAAUUACAGGAUAGAGAAGGACUUACUGAGGAAAUCAGACAUUCAGCACCCUCAGACAACAAUUCUCACUUAUUAGAUGACAGAUCUCACUGGAUGAGAGUGGAAUCAUGACACAUCCUCUUCCAUGGUUUUCAGAGUUGAUUUAUACUCUCUGCCAUGCUUGCAUGGGUCUGUUUUACUUUCUAUAACCACUUAAAAUGCUAUGCUCCUCCGGUUUCUCUGGAAUUUGUGGUUUGUAGUAAGGAAAGGGAUAAUUUUAACACAAGAACUGAAAUCAUGCCUGACUCCUGAGUAGACAAAGAAAAAUAUCUCUAAUGCUAUUUCCUUAGGUCUUUAACUUCAAAGAUAAAAAAUGUACAUCUUUGCUCUGGUACACAUACUCUCUACCUCAGCUUCUCUUGCAUCCUUUGAAUAAUUAUUCUGUUAGGAGUUGUAAGUCACACAGUGCUUUUCAAUUCAUAAAAUUUAGCAUACAGGAGAAGUACAUAUCAAAUUUAAGGACCAAAAUGGAGUCAUCAACCACUCACGAGGCAACACUGGCAAGAAGGAGCACUCACAGCUUCUUGUCCUGAGCAAUACAGAACACCAAGCAGCUACUGGGUUAACUUGUCCUAACACAGAGCAGAAGCCCCUGGAGUGAAUCCAGCAUUGCUUAUCUAAGAGCUGUGUCCCUGUGUUUGAUUAGUGUCCUGUUUUGGUUUUGUUUUUCCAAGGGAAUCAUAACUCAUUUGCACAAUCCCUAGUCCAUAAUGAAUACACCUACUGGGAUUUAUAACAGAUAAAUUAAAGGAGAUGUGCUCAUGAGACAGCAAAGCACGCAGUAGUAGAAAGGGUAAGGAGUACCCUUUUCAUUCUGUUGGAUAAGAAUGGUCACUUAGAGCAGGAUCUAAUUUUAAUUUCUAAGUUAUCUAAAUACCCACAUCAAAAAAGGAAAACAAAGAGAAAACAGGUCAUUAUGGGCAGACUGGUAUCACAAGUGCUUUGGUAUCUUGCUUUUGUAUGUUGCAUUCAGUACCUGGUAGGUUACAUACAGCACCAAAGUAGACAGGAUUUAUAAAGAUGUCAUUAAAGAAUGUCAUUAAAGGCUGCAGGAGACAGUAAAAAAACCACCUGGUCCCACUUAAUAACUUUCCUGAAUCUUACAUGAUGUUUUUCAGUGUAAGCAAAACAAGGACUGUUAAUCAAGUGGCAAGUCAGCUGCUGCUCAGAAAAAGGGGUGCAACGCUGUAUGACAUCCUUAAAAAAUAAGAACCAAGAAGAAGUUGUGAUCUGCUGCGGAGAGCUGAGGGUGCGUGUUGGUCUUCAGAUUAAUUUAGGUAAAUUUAAUUUAUCAGUAAAUCAGCUAUGAUAGGAUGUUGGAGAGAGAUAAACAGGUUGUAAGUGUGGAUGGGAAAAAUAUAUACACAGCAAAACAAGCUGGUUGGGUAUGUGGAGAAGCGUGUUGCUGGAAAAUCCUGUGAGACACUUCAUACUAGCUGUAGUAUCAUGUAUAAACUUGUGUCACAUGCUGCUGAUCAGGCAGAAUUCAAAUGCUGAAGGGACUGAGCUGUGGCAGAGUGUCUGGCUUUGUGUGAUUGCCAAACAACCCAGUAUGGAGCACUUGGUAGCAUCUUACUAUCUAUCUUCUGCUUCUUAUGACUAUAUAGUGCUGUUUCCUGGCAAUUUUGAGUUUAUUUGAAGGGCUCUGGAGAAGGGAACCUGACUGGCAUACAGCACUGGAAUGGACACAGCAACUGCUGGACGAUGCAAGAGGAUUCAUAGGGGAGGAGAAGAGCAGAAAGCAACAGAGAGAAGCAGAAGUGAACAAGCACGGAGUGUAAAGAUGGAACAGAGGUGUACCAUUAGGGUAUAGUUUAAGAUGUUACCUAGGGAUGGAAGGACCUGUGGGAAGCUGAGGAGUGUAUCAGUGUUCUUUGCUUAGCAUGGCAGAUUUGUUUAUCUAAUUCUUUUAUCUGUGGUAUUUCUAGAAGUAAUGUGCAAGCUGUACUGCAAUGUAGAGACAAGCAAUAAAGGCAGUUCAGCUGCUAGGAUCUGUAGAUGCUGAUGCCUGAGGUCUCUCAUAGUCUGGUAUGUGGCCAGCAGGAGAGGAUGAAGCAUAGUAAAGGAGAGGAGAGGAGAGCAGUAGUACGCUUGGUUUACAGCUGUCAAACAAUAGUGUUUCUUGUUCGGGAAUGAGCUUGGGUUAAAGCUCUUCAGACCUAUUUGCCUAGGGCAAGGCUCCAGGCUGGAAUGCUGUUAGGAAUUUACAGCUUAAAGCUCCUUGGCAGCAGUUGCCAUUUUUCAGCUUUUGUGGCAGUGGAGCAGAUUCCUGGGAAUGGUAAGGGAAAUCUCAAAAGGUAUUUGUGAGACACCUGGGAGAUGCAUGUAGGGAUGGGGAGGGAGUCUGGGAGAAGUCAGCAGGGUGUCAUGGAUCUGUAGCAGACCUGGCAAGGUGGAGGAGGCUGUACUCAGUUUCUUUCCCUCCUCUCAACCCGUUCCCAUCUUUUCCUCCCCAGGGGUGGAUCCUCAUGUUCUUGGGAGUUUGCAACUUUUGUCCAAAGUCCGUGACUGUCUCCUUCCCACUUUAUAUCUGUCUUCCUCUAUCAAGUCAAUUUUACCUAGAAAAAACCCUCCUUGUGGCUUUGUUGUGGCCUCUAAUUAUUCUCUGCUGAAAAGAAAACAGUGUUGGUGUGUCUUCUGUUACAGAACAAAGAGGGGGCAGAAGGUGGGUGAGGACUAUUUAGGCCGAAACAGCAGUUUCUGUCUCCCAAGGCAAAGUCCCUUACAGUCUUCAGCUGCCUCUAGUGAGCUGAUGUCAUGUGUAGUCACACUGAUGUCAGAAGCUCGCAGUUCAAUGUUCAUUAUCUUCCUAUGUAGUUGUCAGAGAUGUAUCUUUUGUCGGGUAAAGCAAAAUCAGCAAGUGUUAUGAAGAAAACAUGAUUGGUAGAAGUAGCAGAACUAACCUAAUACAAGAAUACUUGCCCAUGUUAUACCCAUCAUCAAGCAACACUUUAGAAUAGACCACCAACCAGUAAAGAUCAGCCAAACUGAAUGGUGCUCUCUACCUCAUAAAACUCAUCUACCUCAAUUUGAAGGGCAGAAGCAGAGCCCUACCUUCAGAGACAUCUGAGACCAAGCUUGUGUAGCUGGAACCAGCACAAUUAAUGUUACUCCUGAUUACUGACAACCACUGGUCCUGUCAGCAAGGAAAGGGAAGUAGAGAUAGCCACUCUUCUGUAACUUUGUAGUGUCCUUUGCAUUAUUAAUCACCCUUUAACAGAGGUGAUGAAUAGCCACACUCCUUCCCACAUAUCCAAUUAUUGCAUAAUAAUUAAUGUUUGCAUUUAGCCCGUCCUGACCUAAACCACAAGAUGCUGAAGUCUCUCAUGUCAGUUCAAGACUGCCUUGUAGGUUUCUAAACUGGGACCAAUUAAUGGUAGGUAAUUCCUGCACGCUCUCUCCAAGCUCCUCUCCCAGUUUCUACUCCUCCCUUUUUAAGUCUGGUUCCUAGUGCAGUGCUGGUCAGGCAGGCGUGGCUAUUGAAUACAUCAGGAUCAUAGCUCAGUGGAAAGAGACCUGAUAGGCACACUAGCCUCUUUUGUCUCAACACCUUUAAGUGUAUAUAGAGGCUACAUUUAUGCAGCUUUGCAUCUAGUUUAGAUGAGCAACAUUUAGUUCCUAACUAAAUGUACAUGGAUGGAAUAAGACAUUUUUCUCUUCAUUCCAGAUCUGUUUUCUGUCCAAACUAAAAUCUUGGCCAGUUGACCUAUCCACCUCAUUGAUAAUUUCCUCUGUCUCCUAGCAUAAAUAAGCCACAGCUGUAUGUGUUUCUUGCAAGUUAUCCUGACUUAGAUGACUAAUCAGCUCUUCAUUCAUGUAUUACCUUUGGUCUUCUCAGGGUCCUAAUAUCCAUGCAGUGUAUAAAACUGGAUGGUUCUUCCCCUCAGUUAUCCCUAAAAUAGUUCAGUCUUCUUGAAAAAUUGAAACUUAUCUGGACUUGUCUCAUCCCAUAGCUUUAUUAAUGAAAGACUGGUUUCAGGUGUUGGAGAAGCUCUUUGUUCUCUCUCCUGGUUUUCGAGGAAGCUGGUUCCUAUCUUUGCUCAGAUAAUUCUUCCAUAAUACUUUGUCUAUCUGAGUUUCAACUCAUGCUUCAGAAUUCUUUCUUCCUCACUAGUCUUGAAGGUCUGAAUUGUCCUUUACUAACAUGCAAGGCAGGCCAUUUUAAAUGUUAUCCUUCUUUCAGUCACUCUCCAAAACUAUCUGUCAGGAUAGGCUUGUCAUGGCCGGAGUUUAGUUGCAGAGAUUCUGGGAUUUACACUCAUUAUAGUAGCCACACCUCUCUGCAUCUACCUCUCUUUUUCCUAAUAAUUAAAUUGCAAAAUCUCUGUGAUCAAGAACAUUGUCAUACUGCUUUGUAUUUAGAGUAAUUUCUAUUAUGAUUGGUUUAUCAUUCAUGACUGGAAUUCCUAUGUGUUACAGAAAUACAGAUUUUUUUUAUUUUAUUCAUGUAUUCAUUUAAAAAUACCAUGUGGUUUUAGGGAUUACUUUAGGAGAUUUUAGUGCAAUAUUCCUGAGAGGAAAUGUAAAAUGUCAGUGGUUCGGGAUUCUAUCCACAAAAUUGUUUCUCCAUUGCUCAAAUUGCCAUGGAAUUCUUCUUCUUGUUUGUAAAACCAAUAUUCUUCACUUUUAGUGUUUAUGUGGACCCACACUACAAGAUCAUAGACUGGAUCAACCUUCACUGCAAGAAUGCUGUGAUAUUAGGACAGAGCAGUUUCAAAACCUCAGCAACUGUGUAUUCUUUUAGAUACUUAAAGUAAUAGAUUUUCUAAGCUGUAUAAUCUCACCAGAUUCUUAAAGGACACCAUCUGUCUGUACCACUACAAAAGUCCAAGUUGGCCCUCCCCCUCCCAAAAAAUGCAAAAUGUUUUUGAAUCAUAACUGUUGAAUGUAUUUUCACAAUUUAAGAAAUUUAAUUAUGUAUUUGAAGAUGAAAGAGCAUUAACAAAACUGAAAAAGCAGAGUAUGGGAAUUUUCAUCCCUAGACCUGAUAGGAAUGUGGAAUUUGAGCAAUGUUUGUCCUUUAUUCCCUCAGCUCAGGAACACCAUUCUUCUUGCACUAGGGACAAAAACAUCUCUGGAUGUACCAUGGGAAUAACAAGGCAGGAUACAGAAAUUAAAUAUUUAUUUCUGACCAAGUCCCACUCCAUUUAGUGCUUUCCCAAAUUAAGAACAUUACUAGCAGUAGAUCUGAUGAGCUUUCUCAUGAACCUUCUUUCUACUGAACUAUGACUUUCUAGUAUCCUGCAAGCCCAAAGGACACAGCCCAACUGUAGGCAGCCAAGCUGCAUCAGGGCCUUAUACUGACAACCCUAAAAGAUGAGAAGAGCUCAGUGUGUAGAGGAAUCUGAGGCUCCAUUAAAACCUUAUUGCAUGUUACUGCACAUUUAAGAUGAUCUACAACACUCCAUCUGGCUGAGGUAUGCUACAGCCCACACAUAUAUGGGCUUGUUUUGCCAAUGAAAACCCCUUAUAUUCUUGCGUACUCCCAUUAUUGUCCAUCAAAGAAGUUUUGUUAGUAUACUCAAAAGUGUUCCCUCUCUGCAAGCAUCACUCACGCUUUUAUUUAUAUAAUUUAGAAGUAUAAAUGUUUGCAUAUGUGAUUUAAAGGAAAGGUAUAUAUAUAUAUACACCUAUAAGAAGAAGAAAUGAGAGAUGAACCAAUAUUUACAGAUAGUCCUAAUGCAGAACCCCUUUGUAGGCAGGUGGGAAGAGUAGUGUUUCUUUUCAUGACUGAAAUCACAGAAACAUUUACGAAGUAGAACAAAACUUUUGUUUGAAUGCCUAUUUUCUGUAUCCACACAACCCCUGAAAGCUCUGCUAAGGUGAAUUUCAGUUCUCAUUCUGGAUUUCAGGAAGAUGCUGAGAAAAAAAAGUCCCACUCAAAAUGUCUCAUCUGAUCUUGCUGGAACUGGUAGUUGAAUGGGCAGAGUUCCCACUUGUCUCAGCUCUUCAAUAAAUGUAUUUCUUUUGUACCCAUGAUGGCACAAGGAGCCAUUCUCUAUAAGUCAUGUUGCUGGUGAGAGAGGCUUCCCACACUCUCAGAGAUUGUAACUCCAUCUCCUUUCUCAACGGUAUCAUUAAAUCUUACACUGGUGUGGUUUUUUGUGGAAAUCCCUCAUGCACAUAAAUGAGUAAAAUGAUAAUGAUAGCAAACUGCCUCAGGCUCAAGUAUCAGGAUGCAGUUUCACAAUUAGCCUAGGCUGGUCUCAGUCCAUUUUGCUGUAUCCUUCCCCUAUGCUCCACACCUGCCAACAGCAGAAGUGGUCCUACAGUUACACACAGACAGAUCAGCCGCCCUAUUUGGCAAAACCAGCUGAUUUGGAGAGGGGAUAGUGUUUGUUUUCUGCUUAGGCAGGUCCCUUCCUUGACUAUAUAGCCCCAUGAAAGCCAGUACCAAUACACAGCAAGGGGGCAGGGGCAGGACAUAAGGUUGUCCGUAUCUUUAGCAGAAAUGCAGAUAACUUGUUAAAAUCUCUCACUAAAAAAACCUCUUAGAACAGAUUGAUAAAAUUGAAUUGUGGAAAUUGCCAGGACUUGACAGUAUCUAUUCUUGAAUUCCAGCAUAGCUGAAAUAUGAAAUUGCUGUGUUGCUUUUUGUGGUGUACCACUUGAAUUGGCUUGGGUAACAGAAGAAUUGAAGAUGGAGGCUUUGGGAUAUUUUUGGUAAACAUAAGCCAGUAUGGCUGAUUUCUGUACCAAGAAAAUAAACUAAAACUGUAACCAAAACUGGAACUAGCAUUGCAGUAAGUGGCUAGAAUAAGAAGAGUCAAUAUAGCUUUAUGAGACAGAAGUUAUACUUCAAAAAUCUAUUAGAGUCCUUUAUGAUGAGUGUAUGAAAGCAAACAAGGAGCUGAGAGGGGUCCAGUUUGGUUUUCAAAACACUUUUGACCAGGCCCCUCAGUAAAGGCUCAUAAAAAAUUAAGUUUCUGAUGAAGGAAGAGACAAAAUCUGUGGUUUAGUAAUUGUUUAAAAGCUAUGCAGCAGUGGCUAAAAAUACAACUGUUUUCACAACAAAGAUUUGUUACAAUUUCACUAUUAUUGGUCUUUUAUUACUAAGUGAUGCUGAAAAGGUGAAGAAUAUGAUACAGUGAUGAGGCUUACUGAUGACUCUAAGUUCUUUGGGAUACUAAAAUCAAAAGCCAGCUGUAAAGUAUUGCAGAAGGACACUACAAAUUGCUGAAUGAGAAAAAAGCUAGCAAAAUUAGGUUAACUUAAACAAAUCCUAACUUUUCCGUGCAGGCUAAUGUUUUCUGAACAUCACUACCAUUCAAGAAAGAGGCCAUGGAAUCAUUUUGACCAGUUUGAUUAAAAUAGUCACAGUUCAAAGGUAAACCACAAGGAAGGAAACUGAGAUUACGCAGGAAAACACUGGUAUAGCACUCUACUUUUCUCUAUCUUUUUUUUUUCUAGGUUACAAGGAGGAGCAAAAGGAAUGAUCAAAGUUGUGAAACCUUUCCAUCUGAGGAGAUAGUAAAUGAAAAGUAAACAGACCAAGAUGUUUCUAUUUGGAGAAAGGGUAUGUGAGAGGAUACUAUGGAAGAAAUCUAUAAAAUGGUGAGUGGUGUUAGGGCAGAUAGCGAACAGUCACGUACAGCUUCUCACAAUAAGAGAACUGAAUGGAAGUCUGUACAAUUUUUGUUUGGCAGAUUCAAAACACAAGGAAGUAAUUUUUCCCAUAAUGGAGAACUGAAUGUAGAAUACAUAUAGUGUUAUGGUAAUAAAAAUGGGAAUGGGUUAAAAAAGGAAUCAGAGUAAUUUUAGAGACAAGCCUAUUGAAGACUAUUAUGCAGUGGUCUAGAAAGAAAUCUCCAGCUUGGAAUUAUUGGGAGUUACAGGAUAUGCCCUGGAAAGGAUCAAUCUGUAUGUCUGAUGAGCUUUUCAUAAGCACCUACAAUCGGCCACUGUGGGGAAAAGGGAACUGAGCUAUGAAGACCUUUGGUCUGGCCAAGUACAGACUUUUUAAAUUCUACUUUCCCAAUAGAGUAAAUGACUUUAUUGAGGGUUCUAAUAUCAACCACAUAAUUUGAGGUUAGCACAGGUAAAGGAUAUUUUAGAUGUUACAUCUAACUUGAUAUUGCUUUGAUUAACAGCUAUGAAAUAUCCAAAGGGCAUUAUUUGGCAUCAUUCAGGUGUCAUUGGUCUUAUGCCAUGAAUGCAACAAAGUUAUGUAUGAAACCAGAGCUCUUUCUCCUGGUAAACACCAUGCCAUAUGUUUUUAUCAGGCACUAAUUUGGAGGAGAAUUAAUCUUAAGAAAGUUAUUACGUUGGAGUGUCCUAGUUAUGUCUAAGUAUAGAGCUGGGGGCUUCUUCAUUUAUACAAAUAUUGCUAAACAUUUAAUUUCAGAUUCUCAGUCUGGUGGAUAAUAAAAAAUGACUACCCACCAAACUUGUAGCAUUAAAUGGAGACUUUAUUUUUGGCAGCUCAUUGGAGAGGGAUUAAUAUUACUGGAAUGGCUUUGUUUCUCAGCAAUGCCUCCUUAAGAACAGCUUCCUCUGAACAUAUAUUUCUAUUUUAUUGAGAAAAGGAAAUACAGUAUUAGAAAUCAAUGUUUUUAAAGGGUAAUUUAAAGAAAUCUAAUAUUGGCAGAUGCUGAAAUAUUUUCAAUUUAGAACAAAUAGUAUUUCUGUCAUCCAGUCAGCUUUUUAAAAUUAGACCAUUACUCCUUGAUAAGUUAAUUACAAAACAGAAAGAGACUCAACCAAUCUAAAAAAGUGUUAUUAAUGAAAGUAUAGAGCACAUGUCUAAAAGCUGCUUUUACUGAUUUAUGGGUGAAAUUUUACUUUUCAUAUGAAAAACCUUGUCUCAAAUGUCUUAAAUCAUAGGGAAAAAUGCUCAAUUUUUCACCCUAUCACAACUAAUUUUUUACACUGGUACACUGAUGGACUAUUGUUUUUCUGUGCUACCAUCCAUUAUAAAAACUGACAGCAUCAUAAUUGAAAUUAUUUAAAAUAUGGUGGAUUUAGAUAAUUCUUUACUUCAGUAUAGAUAUGACUACACAAGAAAUGCUGCUACUGGAAAUCGCUAGGAUGAGUUACCAAAACGGAAUUAUUGCUCAGCAGGCCAUACUCCUCUGGGGGUAGGAAAUGAAAAAUACCAUAAAUUCCUUUGAAAUGCGGAAAGAUAGGAGGAAUGGAAGGAACAUUUUUUGCUGUGUCUGAGGCUUGGUCAUCUUUAGUCAAAUCUAUGUGCUCCAGGGCAGAUGCCCAGUAUCACAGACUGCAGAAGUUUCACGCUGCACAGACACUUAGGCUCCAUGCAGACAUGAGAAGCAUGGAGUAGGUUGCAACUAUGAGUUGAAAUGUCUCCAGGUCCACCAGCUGAAUCCUGGUCUCAUUAAAAUCCCUGGUAAGUCUUUCAGAUCAGUGGAGUCACAAUUUCACCCCAAGGAUUUUGGGUAAAAACGAGUAAAACUCACAAAAAAAAUUACUGUGGAUGAUUAGCUUCAUAAUAUCUGCCCAUGGAUGUCUCUGUGCUGCAUGGCUGCAUUUUGUGCUUCUUGCAGUAAGAACCUGCCAAGGUGCCCAGUGGAAAUCCUUCCUGGUUAGUGCUGGGGUCUGAGCCAAAGCCGUGUCCGGUAUCAGUCAAGCAAUUUAACAAUAUGAAUAGUAGCAAGCUAAAACCCAGACUAAAUGCCCUGCCUCUGAGUAGUUUACCAGUAUAGAAACUGAGCCACAGAGGCAACUGGUUUGGCAAUCUCUUUGGGAAACUGUCACUUAGCGGUGUGUGAUGACUGGUAAACCCACUUCAACUAAAAUCCUAUUUAGCCUCAAACGACAGGAAUAAAAUAUAAUGGAAGACGAAAAGGUUUUAAACCGUACUAAAAGUAUCAACAUACAUCUUUCUUACAACAAAUGUUGCUGUCCUAAAGUGGACAGGCAGAUUUAGCCUUUCCAGAUACUGUACAAUUCCAUAGAAUUUCACAGAACUGGUCAGUCAACCACAGAAAAAGCCUGGCCAACUGCAGAAAAAUGGCAGAGAUAACAAAUCUGGUUAUGGGAGAUGUUGUUUCUAUGAAACUGUAGAAUAUCUGAAAAGGCUAAAUCUACUUGUCCACUUUUUGGGGUAAGAAAAUAUAUAUUACAUUAUAAAUAUAUUGAACAGUACUGGCCCUAGAAUUGAAACUGGAGGAGCACUACUGGUGAUUAAGUUGCCAGCCAGGUAUAGCCCCAUUAACUGCAACCCUUAAACUGUUGGACACCAGGUAAAAUCAUAAGAAAUUUAAAGGAAAAAUGUUUGCAGGAGAUUUCUAUACUUCAAAUACAGAAAAAAAAAAGCAUGGGAUAGAGCAACCCCCUCCAGCUUUCAGUAUAUACUGUCCAGUGGUAAAUCUAAGAACCUAGAACUUUUGAAAAACAGGUAAUUUUUUAAUUACAUGUGAAUUCUCCUUUAUACAAGGCCAUAUUACUCCUCACAUCAAUACUAUCUCAGAGAUAACAACCGCCUAUAAAUUGCAAUAUCGCUCACCUUCCUAAAUGUGGAGGAAAAUUUAGGCAGACACUAGGCUUUGGCUGUACGCCUCCACCCCCUCCUUUUCAUGAACAGCAAUACAGGUACCACUGAAAAGUUUGUAACUUUAUACUGUUACAUGAGAAUAACCCAGGGACACAAUUAUCUCCAUUAUCAGAAAGUAUACAAGUGCAGUGUCCAGCAUCAUCUCCAGAUGCUUAGCCACAUCUCAGGGGACACUGUAAUAGGAGAGCUAAGUUUGACCAGUCUGACCAUUUCUUUAGAAGUUGUAUAGCAGGUGAUAUCUUUUAGUAUGUAUACCUGCAAUUAUGAAGGUAAUUAAGUGGCACAUUCCAGGGAAGCCCAAGGAGCACCUUAAAUUAAAUCCCUGAGCCUCACAAUGUUAUUGUAAUUAGCUGUCUGUCUUAGUAGGGUUUUUUUGUUUAUUGCAUCUACCCUGCGUGCUAGGGAUGAAAAAACAUAAUUUGACACAAAAUAUUUUAAAUGGUUUAUUACUGAGAUGAAGGCUUAUUUUCAUUUUUCCCAGACCACAUGUUCUUUCUUUCCUUUGCUUUUAAUUACAAAUAUUCACAGCAGUGAGAAUGUUUAAAACUUGAGAAGAUAUUUUAUUGUUUAUUGCUUGCAAAAGAAAGUAAUGAUGUUUGCCCCUUCUAUUUAGAGGGAAAACCUGUCUGGUGAUGUUUGUUUUAUCUUCACCUUACAAAGUAACAUAGUUUAAAUACCCUUAAGGACAGGCAUGUUAGCUCUGCAGUUUUGAUCUGGGUGUUUUCCGAACACCACUAAUUACCACUGUGGAACAGUUUGUAUUUUGAUAUAAAUGAACUCCCUUUCUUUAAGUGUGAACUUCUAAUUUCUACAGUGGAAAAAAGGAAGUCAGAAGUUCUAAAUGAAAAAUAAAUAUAAGCUGCAUUGAAAAUCUGACUAAUUAUUUAUUAGUUCACAUUAACAUGCAUUAGGGAAGUUACUGGGAGCAUGGCAGCAGCAUUUUGAGCCCAGGUUCCAGUUCUGUCCCUUGCCUUGUGGCUUUUCAGCAGCAGUUUCUUGCUUCAUGGUGGAGCAAUGUGCAAGGUCAAGUGGGACUGCAUUUGACUCUGUAUUUAUCAUAGUUAUUAAUGUAGCAGCUCAAAAGGUCAAGUGACUUGCAUGAAAUUCUCAGUUUUUAUUUGAGGAAAAAUGUGUCUCUGGCUCUGUGCUUCUGGAGAAAAGAUGAAAAUGUAAAUGUACAAAGGCUUAAGAAGUGAAAGGAUACUUAAAAGUCAUUAAAAGACACAAUAAACAUGAAGAAUCUUUGAUCUGAUGUUAUGAUCUGGGGGAUGAAUUCAUGAUUUUUGAAUCAGGGAUGGGAAAGAUGAGGAUGGACAAUAGAAAAAGGGGUGGAGCAAUCUUCCAAAAUACAGAUUAUUUAAACAGCUGUUGUCACAUGUUUAAAACUUGUGAAGAUAUUUUAUUGUCUGUUGCUUGCAAAAUAAAAUUAUGAAGAAUCCAA